AUGGCAUCACCCACAGCGGACCGCUCCGCCCUCCUCACAUCCGCCGUCUCGUUCCUCCGCGACCCACAGACUGCCUCCUCUCCUCUCGCCCAGCGCAUCGCCUUCCUCGAAUCCAAGGGCCUCACACAGCCCGAGAUCCAGAUCGCUCUCCAGCAAGCGAACGGUGCGGCACCAGGCGGAGGAGGUGGAGCACCCGCACUCGUCCCGAGGGGAGCGUACGGCGCUGGAGCUGGACCGGUUGGACCGUAUGGCGUGCAGAUGGCGGAGUACCAGCGCGACUGGCGGGAUUGGUUCAUCAUGGGCGUCGUCGGCGGAGGCGUUGGGUGGCUCGCCGUCAAGUUGGCCCAGAAAUUCCUCGUCCCGCACCUCCAGCCUCCGACCGAAACCGAUCUCGAGGCUUCCCAGCGUGCCCUCGAAGCCAAAUACGACGAAGCUGCCGAGCUCCUCAAGACAUUGCAAGAGUCUACCGAUGCCGUCGCUAACAGCCUCGACGAGCAGCGGCGCGAAAUCGAGAAGGAGCUCGAGGAAGUGAGGCAGGCGGUGAAGGAGAUGCGCGAGGGCGAGAAGAAGCGAGACGAGUGGGCAAAGAACGUCGGCAAGCAGGUCGACGAAAUGGUCAAGAGCCUGCCAAGCCUCCUCGACAAGCAAGCCUCCGCCCAAACGUCCUCCCUCAACGAUCUCCAAACCGAGCUCAAGUCACUCAAGUCCCUCCUCAUCGCCCGCCGUCCUACCGCUCCUGCCGCUCCUACGCCGUCACCCGGUUCACCCGCCACUACUCCCGGUCUCGCCAACUCGACCUCUUCCUCAACUGGCGGCUCCUCCCUCCCUUUCAACAUCAAGCCCCCGGGCCUCCCGGCGUGGCAGCUCAAGAAUUCGUCCGCGGCCGCUAACGCUGCGGGCGGAUCAUCGGCGCCUGCUACCUCGACUGCCGGAUACAGCGUUCCUGACUCGACUGCGGCAGCGGCCGAGAAGGACAAGGACCCGAGCGCGAGCGGUGUAUUGGUUGAGAAGCCAGAUGCGACGGAGGGUGCGAAGGAAGGCGAGGAGGCUGGAGACAAGGGAAAGGGCAAGGCGGUCGAGGCGUCGUCAUAA
Molecule: messenger RNA, 1092 nt
Organism: Rhodotorula toruloides NP11
Lineage: Eukaryota; Fungi; Basidiomycota; Microbotryomycetes; Sporidiobolales; Sporidiobolaceae
Product: peroxisomal biogenesis factor 14
Exons: 3
Coding region: 1-1092 (363 amino acids)
Biological process (GO): protein import into peroxisome matrix, docking
Cellular component (GO): peroxisomal membrane; peroxisomal importomer complex
Molecular function (GO): signaling receptor binding
Source: RefSeq, a predicted model, not a curated record